This is a messenger RNA of Sphaeramia orbicularis (orbiculate cardinalfish), 2938 nucleotides long. Its product is annotated as zinc finger protein 239-like. The transcript is spliced from 3 exons. The record is from RefSeq and is a predicted model, not a curated record. NCBI's taxonomy places the organism in Eukaryota, Metazoa, Chordata, Actinopteri, Kurtiformes, Apogonidae. The coding region runs from base 439 to 1197 and encodes 252 amino acids. Gene Ontology annotation, cellular component: nucleus. Gene Ontology annotation, biological process: regulation of transcription by RNA polymerase II. Gene Ontology annotation, molecular function: DNA-binding transcription factor activity, RNA polymerase II-specific.
UCGUUCAGUUAUUGAAAAACACUUUACAUUACGUGGACCAAUCAGAAGGCUGUAAACUGACAUGGCCAGCCAAUCAGAAUGCAGCUUGUUGUCAUUCCAGGAAGCGCCAGCCCCGUUUGUUCCUCCUUUGUUUUUGCUGUUAGAGCCAGAGACAAGCCGUGAAGCGGGUUCAUCCAACUUCAUUCUACUCGAUGUUAGUCGGUGGGUUUGGACACAGAUUCUCAUCUUUUGAUACUUAGGAGCAGUUUGAGCUCAAAUCUACCCAAGUCUUUUUCCUCCUGGAUAUCUCGGUGCUCUCCGCUAUAGUUAGCCGGUACCGGAGCUGCUAACUCUCGUGCAGUGAAGCGGAGACGGUCAUAAAGAAGCCAAAGGUGAAUUUGAACUGAAACCUAAAAGUCAUAUCUGGAGGAAGACCAAGAUCACCUGAUUCCAGCAAACAUGGAUGGAAGACCCACCUGUGACCAGUGUGGAAAGACUUUCACCACAAAGAGUGGGCUGAAGAAACACCUCCACAUCCACUCCGGAGAAAGACCAUAUGACUGUGAUCAGUGUGGGAAGAAUUUCACUUUGGCAAGUAAAUUAAAAAGGCACCAACGCAUCCACACUGGAGAAAGACCAUAUAACUGUGACCAGUGUGGGAAGACUUUCACCCAAAUGAGUUGGCUUAAGACACACCUGAGCAUCCACAAAGGAGAAAAACCAUAUGGCUGUGACCAGUGUGGGAAGAAUUUUACCACAGUAAGUAACUUAAAAGUGCACCAACGCAUCCAUACUGGAGAAAGACCAUAUAACUGUGACCAGUGUGGGAAGACUUUCACCACAGCAAGUAACUUAAAAUUAAAACGGCACCAACGCAUCCACACUGGAGAAAGACCAUUUUACUGUGGCCAGUGUGGAAAGACUUUUACCAGAAUGAGUGUGCUAAAGGAACAUCAACGCAUCCACACUGGAGAAACACCAUAUAACUGUGACCAGUGUGGAAAGACUUUCAGAUCCUUAUCUGCUUUACAUUCUCAUCACCGUGUUCACCACAAGAAGUUGAUUUACCCUGGUCAUCUUCCUCUUACAAGUGUCACCAACAAACCCAUAUUGGAGAAAAUCCCAACGAGUGUAGAUUUGGUGACAGAUCUUUUAUUACCGGUUCACGGCGUACCAAACACGAAUGUGUCAAACAUUUCCAGAAAAGACAAAAACUGAACAACUGUAGGAAAAGUGAGACUCUAGACAAUCAGUGUCAUAACACACCAAAACAGUUGGAGUGUUAUCAAUGGCCAAACAGAUUCUCGUCAUCCUCUGCUUUCUCCCAUCAUCAGUGCAGAUGUGACUCAUGAACGUCUGGACCAAACAGUACCUCAACAACAGAUGAGAAGAAGAAACACAGUGUGUCUGAACCAGCAGCACCCACUUCUUCUGACAAGAACACCAGACUUCAAAACCUCCACAUCAGACUUCACAGAAUCCAGAUGUGAAGACAAACACCAGACUGAAAGCUGUGUUUUGUUGUCUUCAGAGUACAGAAGUGUGUUCUAAUGCACCACCUUCACAAAACAGUGACAUUACAGAAGCUCCACCUACCACCAGGUGAAAAGUUCAACUAGUGGAGGUCAACAAGGACCCGGUUUCAUUGACUUUGUGGACAUUGAAUCAGUCAGAGGUCGCCUUCACCGAAAAUAUUCCAUCAUUGACAUAUUUUUUUUUAAGAUGAUGGAAAAUUCUGAAGGCCUUCUGUAAUUUUGACAGAUUAAAAUACUGAGUGUAAUCUACCAAAGAAAGGUUUCACACAACACUGAACAGAACCUGGACCAGGAUCGCUGGUCUGUCUGUGUCUGAACAAGGCAUCAAACAGUCCAUAAUAGCAUCCUACCUGUAUAGAACCCUACAGCACCCGUAUAGAACCCUAAAGAUUCUAGGAUUGAAGAGGGUCACUGUCAACUUCAACACACCAGUGCCAUCUAGUGUCCAGGUUGACACUUCCAUCUUCUUCUGUUUUAGUGAAUGCAUUGAAGUCAGACUGAGGAGGGAACUUCACUGCCAUGCAUUAGACAUUUGUACUGAAAUAAUCUGAUUCUGACUGAUUACAGAUCUUCUCUACAGUCUUUAUUUCAGCGCUGAUUCUGAUCAGAACUCUACGGGGUAAGGAAGCUGUCCAAAUAUUCAUGGACAUAAGACAGAUGUGUGUGCAUAUUAGUCUAUAGUUGUGCACAAAUACAUAUGUGUAAACUCUUGAAUGAGUUCAGUCGUAUAAAAAAAAUGUAUUGUGUGUAUUUUAUCAGAAUACGAAUAAAUAAGUUUUGACAUCAGGAAUUACAAACACAAAAUGCAAUUUAGCGAUUGCGCGUUCUCCAUCACGAAUACGAAUUCACCAACGUGACUACUGAACCCAUUCCAGAGUUUAUUUGACAUCAGCCUUACCCCAUAGACACUGACUUUACUGGUUUAGAAUGUUCACUCCCAGUUUAACACAGCUGGACACCAUGGUUCAGACUGGUUUAACUGGAUGCACCUGCACAAUCCAACCUUUGUCCAAUAAUGGAGUGUGUUUGUGGUCAUUUGUCAGUGCCUGAGGUCUACAUGCACUUGAAUCCCACUGAAACCAGCAAAACCACUGACUCUAAAUGUGGAUCUGGUUUUCAAUGACAAAGCCAGGGUCUGAAUGACAGAAGGUAGAAAAGGAGGCCAGGACACAUCGAACAAACACACUGACAUUAAAUAUAUACACACACAGUGGAAGGAGACAACUGGUCUAACUGACUGACCCAUGAUGGGGAAGAAUCAUCCAAAAUCAGAGGAAAAUAAUCAGAAAAAGCCAACGUAUUUAUGCAACAGUAAGCUUUGAAUUUUAAAUCACUCUAAAAGGUUAGCUUUACUACGACGGCGUAUACGGGCCACAUACGAAAAUAAAAACACAAGUCACUAUGAGAAGAAAGUCAUAAAAUAU